AUUUGACAAACUUUAGCGGCAAAAACUCAUAAAUCAUAUGCUAUAUGAGAACACAUUUACAGGCAGAGUUUAUGCUCGCUCUAAAUUUCCCUCAUCCCCACUCACUUGAAAUACGGCGCAGCACAGCAGCAGGGAAUUCUUGCCGUGGUCUCUCUCGAUCUUUUGGGAAAAUAAAAGAUGGUAUCAGCUCUAACUCGUCUGCUGCUCUUCACCUGCGUGAUUCUACCUUUCAAUGGAGCAGAGAAAUUGAGAAAGGCACUUGACAGGAAGGAUGUUGAAUACGAAAAGUAUAACAGCUGCCCCCAGGGUCCGGUUGGCACCCCUGGAAGGGAGGGUAACCCUGGCACCAAUGGCAUCCCUGGGACUCCUGGCAUCCCGGGGCGCGAUGGCAUCAAGGGGGAGAAAGGAGAGUGUGUGAGUGAGGUGUUUGAGGAGCCAUGGAAACCCAACUACAAGCAGUGUGCCUGGAACUCACUCAACUAUGGGAUCGACCUGGGCAAAAUAGCUGACUGUACAUUCACCAAGCUGCGUUCAGACAGUGCCCUGCGUGUGCUCUUCAGCGGCUCCCUGAGGCUGAAGUGUAAGACAGCCUGCUGCCAGCGUUGGUACUUCACCUUCAACGGAGCUGAGUGUACAGGACCUCUGCCCAUCGAGUUCAUCAUCUACCUCGACCAAGGCAGCCCUGAGCUCAACUCCACCAUCAACAUACACAGAACCUCAUCUGUUGAAGGGUUGUGUGAGGGGAUCCGGGCAGGCCUGGUGGACGUGGCUAUCUGGGUGGGGACCUGUGCUGACUACCCCAGAGGAGACGCAUCUACAGGGUGGAACUCUGUAUCCAGGGUCUUCAUAGAGGAGCUGCCCAAAUGAGGCCUUCUUUAUUAAGUGAUAGGACCAGGCCCCAGAGAAAGAACCCCUAACAAUCCUUCUGAAGCCUUUGACUACACAUCAGUUUAGUUUCUGGAUGGGUUCCUAGUCUUUGACAAUGUCCUCUGGCCAAUCAGACAACUUCAGUUGUGGCUAAAUCCUACUACAGUAUCACUGAUGUUCACUUGAAUAUUUUGUACUACAGCACAUGGGUAGGGUCUAGUUUAUUGGCCACCUGAAAUUAGAUUUAUUCCUCAUUAGUCCCAUUCCUGUUUAAUAAGGAAAGAUUUUGGCUGUGCAUGUAAUCUGUUGAAGUCGUACAUUUUUAAAUGAAUUACUGUCAAUAAAGUAAUAUUUUGUAUGAA
Molecule: messenger RNA, 1229 nt
Organism: Oncorhynchus kisutch (coho salmon)
Lineage: Eukaryota; Metazoa; Chordata; Actinopteri; Salmoniformes; Salmonidae
Product: collagen triple helix repeat-containing protein 1-like
Exons: 4
Coding region: 178-867 (229 amino acids)
Source: RefSeq, a predicted model, not a curated record